Messenger RNA from Neoarthrinium moseri, 555 nucleotides. RefSeq lists its product as uncharacterized. NCBI's taxonomy places the organism in Eukaryota, Fungi, Ascomycota, Sordariomycetes, Amphisphaeriales, Apiosporaceae. The coding region runs from base 1 to 555 and encodes 184 amino acids. The record is from RefSeq and is a predicted model, not a curated record. The transcript has a single exon.
AUGGCGCCCGUACAACGGCUAGCGAACACUAUCCUCCCCACAAGAUCGAUUUCCGAUCUUGCCACCAAGAUCCUCCCGCGCCAGGCCUCGACGACCACCAUCGUUGCCACGACCGAGACCACCUCCGGCGGCACGGUCCUUAGCGGCGGCGCCAUUGCCGGCAUCGUCAUCGGCUCCAUCGCCGGCUUUCUGCUGAUCCUGUGGCUCCUCCGGUCGUGCACGAACCUGGGGAGCCCGGGCCUCUGGGGCAGCACAUUCGGGUCGCACGACGAGAAGCCGCCGAAGACCUCCGAGCCGGCCUACCUAUACACUCAGGAGACCAGAGGCGGCCACCGGCACGGCCACCAUCACCACCACGGCCACCGGUCGCGGUCCAGGCACUCGCACUAUGAUCGCAGUCCACGCCGCAGCGUAGAGGUGCGCAACGUGACGACUACGAGGCCAGUGUACACCGAGCGUGGGCGUAGUCCCCGGGCGCCGCAGCCCACGUACCACGCACGGGACGCGCGCGAUGCGAGACGGGAGCGCCGCAGCAGCAGGACUUAUUAUGGAUAG